Molecule: messenger RNA, 123 nt
Organism: Vairimorpha ceranae
Lineage: Eukaryota; Fungi; Microsporidia; Nosematidae
Exons: 1
Coding region: 1-123 (40 amino acids)
Source: RefSeq, a predicted model, not a curated record
AUGAAACUGGAGAAGACACGGGGCCUCAAAGAAUUGAAUUAUAUAAAAUCAUUUAUUGAAAUUUAUUUUAACACUGCACUCAUCUUUUGGGGCAAGACAAGCGGAUUUUUUUUCUGCUCCUAA